This is a messenger RNA of Blastocystis hominis, 4113 nucleotides long. RefSeq lists its product as hypothetical. The record is from RefSeq and is a predicted model, not a curated record. NCBI's taxonomy places the organism in Eukaryota, Bigyra, Opalinata, Blastocystidae. Bases 1 to 4113 code for a protein of 1370 amino acids. The transcript is spliced from 14 exons.
AUGAAUAGUAACGGACUAAAGCACUAUUAUCGCCAUCCGGGAUUAACGAAAUCGACAGAAGAGAACAUUCUGCGCAAAUUGGAGGAGAAUGUUUCUCCGGCUAUCACGGGAUUAGAAACAGAGAUUUGUUACAAUCUCGACUUGAUCUGCGAUUUUACCCCGGAAGAAACCGAAGUUGUGCGAUUUCUGCUCAGUGAAAGUUUUAAUCAGCAAGGCUUCGGUCCUGAAACCUUUUUGAAAAUAAAAUCUCCAAACGAUGUCCUGAUCGAAGUAGGACCUAGAAUAAACAUCGUAACUGCCUGGUGCACAAAUGCGCUUUCUAUUUUCCGAUCCAGCAACAUUUCGAGCGUCCGUCGCAUCGAAAUGAGUAAACGAUAUCUAAUCCAUUCCACGGAGCCCAUCUCUAUUGACGCUGCAAAGUCGAUUCUGCACGACGAAAUGACCGAGUCCAUCUACCACGCCCCUCUGGACUCCUUCGCCACGACGGCUCUCCCCGAAGAAGUCCAAGAAAUCGACGUUCUCCACGAAGGCGAGACGGCCAUCGAGCGCAUCAGCCGCGCGUGGUCGAUCGCCCUGUCCCCGAACGAGAUCGCUCUGAUCACUCGGAUCUUCCGCGACGAGCUUCGCCGCAACCCGACGGACGUGGAGCUAAUGGACUUCGUGCAGUCCAACAACGAGCACUGCCGCCACUUCCUCCUCAACGGCGCCGUCUCCAUCGACGGCCACGCGCAGCCCGAGACCAUGAUGCAGAUCCUCCGCUCCUGCUCCCACAUCGCUCGCUUCUCCUCCACGCUCGUCAGCUUCGGCAAGGACGGCUCCGCCAUCCGCGGCACGCUCUCCGAGACGCUCAACGCGCAGCGUCCCGACGAGCCUUCGCCCACCGUGCUCUCCUACCAGAACAAAAACCCCGUCGUCACCAUGACCACCCAUAACUUCCCCUCCGGCGUAACGCCCUUCCCGGGCGCCGAAACCGGCGUGGGCGGGCAGAUCCGCGAGGUGAUCUCCACGGGAAACGGCGCGAAAGUGAUGGGCGGAGCCGCGGGGUUCGUGGUGGGGAACCUGAACAUCCCCGGCCUGCACCAGCCCUGGGAGGGCGAGGAAUCCUAUCCCAGUGCGCACGUGGAGGGCGUUUCACGCGUAGAACUCUAUUCGAAGCCGCUCACGGUGCUGCUGGACGCGUCCGCGGGAGCGGCGGACUACGCGAACAAGUUCGGAGAGCCGAUCAUCGCGGGAAUCACGCGGAGCUUCGGGCAGAUUCUCCCGAACGGGACGCGGAGCGAAUACAUCAAGCCGCUGGUGAUGAGCAACGGGUUCGGGUGCUGCUACGACAGCAUCCACGUGGACGAGAAGGCGGAGAACAAGCUGGUCAUCGCCAAGAUCGGCGGUCCGGCGUUCCGCAUGGGUCUCAAAGGAGGCGCGCUGUCGUCCAAGCAGCAGGAAACGCAGCGCGUGAAGAAGCAUCGCUCCACCACGUCCUCGCAGUCCGUUCAUCUCGCGCGGGAACCGCUCACCCCGCGGGACGGCGACGCGGAGUCGAAGCAGCCGGGCGAGGCGAACGUGGACUUCGAGGGCGUGCAGCGCGGCGACGCGGAGAUGGGGAACAAACUGUGCCGCGUGAUCUCGACGUGCGUGUCGAUGGGCCAAGAAAACCCGAUCGUGAACAUUUUCAAUCAGGGAGCGGGAGGAAACAGCCACAUCAUGAAGAUGAUCGUCGAGUGCGGCGAAGCCGGGAGUGGAAACGUGGAUCUGGAUAAGAUCGUGCUGGGCGAUGAGAGUCUGUCGGCGCGCGAGAUUUGGGGCGCAGAAUACCAAGAGAACGUGUGCGUGUUGGUGAAGAAAGAGAAGAUCCCGCUGCUCGAAGAGAUCUGCGCGCGCGAACGAAUCUAUUGCAUGGUGAUCGGGCAAGUGACGAGUUGGCUUCGCGGCGGAGUGGUGAAUUCAAUAGACUCGGGACGCAUCGUGGUGCAUUCCAACGGCGAGCAAGUCGUCGACCUCCCCGUGGACACGAUCUACACGGACAUCCCGCAGCACUCCUUCGUCGAUUCGACCCAGCCCAUCGCGCUGGAGCCCUUCGCUCCGCCCUCCUCCUUCUCUCUCGCCGACCUGCUCACGCGCACGCUCCAUCUUCUCUCCGUCGGCAGCAAAAGCUUCUUCGUCAACAAAUUCGACCGCUCCAUCACCGGACUCAUCGCCUCCCAGCCGAGCUGCGGCCCGCUCUUCCUCCCCGUGGCGGACGUCUCGGUCAUCGCAAAGGACUACCGAUCGCGCACGUCGGGCAUCGCCUUCGCGAUGGGCGAGCAGCCGCUGAAGUCCUUCCACUCCAUCCGGAACAUGGUCCGUCUCUCCAUCGGCGAGGCGCUCACCAACCUCAUCUUCGGCAACAUCUCCAGUUUCGACGACAUCCAUCUCAUCCUCUCCUUCAACUGCGCCGGAAAGCUCCCCGGCGAGACUGCGCGGCUCUACGAGUGUGUCCGCGAGGUGCGCGACACGCUGACCACGCUGGGCUUGGACCUCGUCAACGUGAAGGACUCCGUCUCGAUGGCUGUGCGCAUGGAGGGCGACACCGUGAAGGCCCCCCUGACGCUGGUGGCGACCGCGUUCGCGAACAGCGAGGAAGUCUCCGACCUGGUGACUCCGGACAUCAAGCACUCCGUCCUCAACAGCAAGUUGCUCUUCAUCGAUCUCAACGCCGUCUCCUCCUCGCCCUUCGCUCUCGGCGGCUCCGCGCUCGCCCAGGCCUUCGGCGCGCUCGGAGACGACUCUCCCGCGGUGGAUCUGGCGCUGCUGCAGCGCGCCUUCCGCUACGUCAUGACGCUCAUCAAACAGCACCAAGUCCUCGCCGGACACGACCGCUCCGACGGCGGCCUGGCCGUCACGCUGCUCGAAAUGUGCUUCGCGGGCGACUGCGGCGCGGACAUCGUCCUCCCCGCCGCCGUCGACCCUGUCGGCUUCCUCUUCAACGAGGCGCUCGGAUGGGUCCUCGAGGUCGACGAGGCCGUCUGCGAGCCGCUUCUCCGCGCCUGCCAGGACCACCAGAUCCCCGCGAUGAUCAUCGGAACCACGCAUUCCGAGCGCGUGAUCCGGUUCCGGCAGGGCGACGCGGUGCUGCUCGAGCGCAGCACGCUGGACCUCCGCGAGGAGUGGGAGGCCACGUCCUUCGCGCUCUCCAAGCUCAGCUACAACGUCAAGUUCAUCGAGCAGGAGCACGCGGCGCGGCGGACGAUGGCGGCGCCGCAGUGGCGACUGAGCUUCCUGCCGUCUCCGACGAAGAACGCGCUGCUGACGCGCCGGCAGAAGUUCCGCGUGGGCGUGCUCCGCGAGGAGGGAACCAACUGCGACCGGGAGAUGGUGGCGGCGUUCUACAAGAGCGGGUUCGAGCCGUGGGUGGUGACGGUGAGCGACCUGAUCGAGCGGCGCAUCGACGUGUCGCAGUUCCACGGACUGGUGUUCUGCGGCGGAUUCAGCUUCGGCGACGUGCUGGAGAGCGCGCGCGGAUGGGCGGCGUGCAUUCUGUUCAACGACGUGAUCCGGAAGCAGUUCCAAUGGUUCAUCGAGCAGGAAGACAGGUUCAGUCUGGGCGUCUGCAACGGGUGCCAGCUCAUGAGCCAGAUCAACUAUGUGCCCUUCCGGAUCGCGGACCGCGCCAAACAGCCGCGCUUCAUUCAAAACAAGGCGGGAAAACUGGAAUGCCGCUUCGUGAACGUGAAGAUCGAGCAGUCGAACUCGAUUUUCACGCGGGGCAUGGAGGGCAGCACGCUGGGAGUGUGGAUUGCGCACGGAGAAGGACAGUGCUAUUGGCCCGACGAGGCGGUCAAGCAGCAAGCCUUCGACAAGGGAUGCAUCGCCAUGCGAUAUGUCGAUAAUGAGGGAAACUACUGCGAGGACUAUCCCUAUAAUCCGAACGGGUCGGAGAAUGGAAUCGCGGCGCUCUGCUCGGAGAACGGACAUCAUCUCAGCAUGAUGCCUCAUCCGGAACGACUGCUGACGCGCUGGGCGUGGCCGUACUGGCCGGAGGAGUGGGAGUUCACCGAAUCGCCCUGGCUGAAGAUGUUCCAGAAUGCUCGGUUGUGGUGCGAAGAAAUGUACAAAGAGAGCAAUUGCCGUGUUUGUUGA